Molecule: messenger RNA, 504 nt
Organism: Spinacia oleracea (spinach)
Lineage: Eukaryota; Viridiplantae; Streptophyta; Magnoliopsida; Caryophyllales; Amaranthaceae
Product: secreted RxLR effector protein 161-like
Exons: 1
Coding region: 1-504 (167 amino acids)
Molecular function (GO): nucleic acid binding
Source: RefSeq, a predicted model, not a curated record
AUGUUAGCAAGGUUUAUGCAGAAACCAAGCCAAAUACAUUUGCAAGCAAUUAAGAGAGUUCUUCGCUAUCUAAAAGGAACCUCAGAUUAUGGAAUAUGGUAUACGCCAAAUAAAAAUUCGGAGCUAAUUGGAUAUUCGGACAGUGAUUGGGCUGGAUCUAUCGAUGACAUGAAAAGUACAUCGGGAUACGUGUUUUUACUUGGAAAUGGAGUAUUUUCUUGGUUUAGCCAAAAGAAAGAUAUUGUGGCUCAAUCUACGGCAGAUGCUGAAUAUAUUGCAGUAUGUGCAGCCGCAAAUCAGACAAUAUGGCUUAGAAGAAUUUUAGGUGAAAUGGGUGAAGUUCAAAAACAACCCACAACGAUAUUCUGCGAUAGUAAAUCUGCUAUUGCUAUAGCUAAGAAUCCAGUUCUUCACGGAAAAACAAAACAUAUCAAAAUAAAAUAUCACUUUGUUCGAGAAGUUGAAAGUGAAGGAAAGAUCAGCCUUGUUCAUUGUACUUUUUAA